Patiria miniata (bat star) is the source of this 1272-nucleotide messenger RNA. RefSeq lists its product as uncharacterized. The transcript has 5 exons. Lineage: Eukaryota; Metazoa; Echinodermata; Asteroidea; Valvatida; Asterinidae. The coding region runs from base 113 to 598 and encodes 161 amino acids. The record is from RefSeq and is a predicted model, not a curated record.
UCAAGCAGAUGUACUCUCAGUGAGACCAGGAGUUCCUCAGUUGCCAUCAUGUUGCUGGGAGUGUUGUUUCUUCUGUUCCUUACCAGCCAAUAGGUCAGUGGAUUCUGGAAGAAUGGGAGCCAGGAUCCUACCUACUCACACUUGCCAGGAGGUCAGUGGUUUCUGGAAGAAUGGGAGCCAGGAUCCUACCUACACACACUUGGGUUUCUAUCAGAAGAACCUGACAUGCAACGACGCCGGAACCACGUGCCAGCUUUGCUACACUGCGCAUGGUCAUGACGGAAAAGCUUAUUUACACGGGAUCCAAUAUACGACCGAACCCUACAAGUUGGAAUUCACCAGCUUAGCCGGACGUUAUGACGACAAAUACUCCAUCAUUCAAGACGAUCCGAACCAGACAUUCCGACUAUGCUCGGAGCUCCAAAUGGAGUAUUCUCCCAUGAGAGACAGGAAGCUUGUCAUAUGCCUGGAUACUCGCUUCCCUUCCGGUGAAGUUGUGCCAGAGACCUGUGCCUCACCCAUCGCUGUGACUUCACUGCACGUUAACUAUGGAGACAAGGAGAUGAGGGGCCAACAGGUGUUAGUGUGUAAGCCUUAGCAAUCAGUGGCGGCACUGAAGGAGAGUGGAGUGUCCACAAUACCCCAACCAACCCAGCAUGGUUUUCGAUUUCCUUUAUUUCUUACUUUCAAUUGUUUAUCAACCUUAUUCUAUUUUUCGUCUCUUUAUUUUUUUAAACUAUGUUUUGUUUAAACGCAAAAAAGCUACUUUGUUCUGUUUUUUUAUAAUGCAACUAAUGCUCUGAAAAUACAUUUGUAUUUAUUGGCUGCUUUUGCGCCAAUAACGCACAAAGGAUAUGCCUCAAUAAUUAUCGGUCCAUAAAUGAAUCAAAAUGUGAAUUGUGAAUAUUCCAUAACUGGACGUUGUAUACUUGUUCGAUGAGCAAGUCAAAAGUAAAUAAAUGUUGUUCUAUUUCAAGAAAACAAGCAGUUUGAAAAUAAAUAUCUGAGUUGGUGUGGGUAAAACUCGUAAAUAGUACAGGGAGCAACUUGAAGCUAUUCCCAAGCACAAAAGCAAAGCAAAACAAACACUCAAGCUCUACGUGUAGUCUACAAUCGUGGACCAUUGUUGUUGUUUUCCUAAACGUUCGGGACAACUGUAAGCCCUUUCACGAUAUGAAGGAAUAUGGUAUUCAUUAAAAUACAAAUGUAAGCAAAAGUACUUCAAAUUUCGCUUUAAAUUUACAUAAAGGGUUCUUACUGUGACAAUUUGGG